UAAUUUUAGACGACACGUGCUCCUCGUGCUUGACAGUUAUCCCAGCAGACCCCUGGCAGCUCUCACAAUAAGCUUGACUUGGCUCAGCGCGUGGCGAUAGGCAUAUCUAUUUUUCAUCUGCGUUCAAGAUAAGCAUAGUGCUAAAGAACUGCGAGUUGUGGACGAUGAUAUCUCCCUCCCAUCAGUUGAACUUGCCAUGGGUUUAGUCAAUAGGAUCGUCCAAAGCCUCGAAGUCACUCAUGAGACCAAUCUCACGAUUACUGAGCAGCUCAUCGCCAACGACGAUUUGCUGCCUGUCGAGCCAGAGAAACGAACGUGGCGUGCAUACAACUACGUUGCCUUCUGGACAGCAGACACGUUUAAUAUAAACAUGUGGAUGAUCGUAUCCUCCAUGAUCCAACUAGGAAUGUCGUGGUGGCAAGCCUGGAUAUGCGUGUGGCUGGGUUAUGGCAUUGCUGCGCCUUUCCUUAUCCUGAAUGCGCGUCCUGGUGCUAUUUUCCAUGUGAUGUUCCCGAUCGUGAAUCGCACGAGCUUCGGGAUGUUUGGUAGUCUGUGGUGUGUAUUUAAUCGCGCUGCUAUGGCAUGCAUAUGGUAUGGCGUUCAGGCAAGCAUCGGUGGUUCCUGUGUGCUCGUAAUGCUCAGAGCAAUGUGGCCUAGCAUCAAUGACUUGCCAAAUUCAAUGCCCGCGUCCUCUGGAACGAACACUCGAGAUUACCUGUGCUUCUUCCUCUUCUGGCUCAUUUCCCUGCCAAUUAUCUGGUUCCCUGUGCACAAAGUCCGCCAUUUCUUCCUUGUGACGCCCAUCCUGAUGCCCAUAGCCUCGAUGACGUUUCUCAUAUGGUGCAUCGUGAAAGCUCACGGAAUCGGUCCGAUCGUGCACCAACCUUCGACACUGCACGGAUCAAAGCUGGGCUGGGCCAUGGUGGCUAGUCUUAUGUCAUGCAUCAGUAACGAGGUAACAUUGAUCACAAACGCACCGGACUUCGCCUCCCGCGCUCGCACCCCAUCGGCUGCGCUAUUCCCACAGCUGUUUGCGAUUCCUCUUACUGCAUCUUUUGUGAGUUUGAUUGGAAUCCUUGUGAGUUCGUCAUCGCAGGCAAUUUACGGGACGGCCAUCUGGUCCCCCAUCGAACUUCUGGGAAAUUUCUUGAAUGAUAAUCCAUCGAAAGCCACGAGAUUCGGGGUGUGGUUUAUCUCGACGUCAUUCAUGAUGGCACAGAUGGGCACAAACAUCUGCGCGAACUCGGUGUCGGCAGGAUGCGAUUUGACCGCACUGUUCCCUCGUUUCAUCAACAUCCGACGUGGCGGGUAUAUCGCUGCCACCGUUGGUCUCGCCAUGUGUCCAUGGAAUCUUCUGAAGAACAGUAAUGAGUUCACUUCUUACCUCUCCGCAUACUCCGUGUUCCUAAGCUCCAUUGCUGGGGUGAUGGUGACGGAAUAUUACGUUGUCCGCAAGGGUCACUAUAACGUAAAGGACCUUUAUAAGACUGGAGAUGGCAGCUGGUACUGGUAUACAUAUGGGGUCAACUUCCGAGCAUACGCCGCGUAUGUUGCCGGAAUCCUUAUCAACGUUGUCGGUUUCGCUGGAGCUACUGGGCGAACAGUCCCUCUAGCAGCUACCCGGAUAUACCAGCUAUCGUUUUUCACGGGCUUCGGAGUUUCUGCGGUUGUCUAUUGGGCGCUGAAUCGUGUUUUCCCGGUGAUCGGCGCUGCUGACACGUUCGAGGAAAUCGACGUGUCUGGAUAUGAACGUAAGACACUGGGAGGUGGUUCGCGGGAUGUUGAGGAAAUAGAUACAAUUACGAAGGACGGGGGCUCAGAUACUGGGAGCGAAAGAUAAGGUUCACCAAAUGCAACAAAUGGCGAGAUUCGGAUGAUGUCAUAGGUUUAGCACAGGGGUUACGACUUACUCUCAUCUACUCUACAACACAAAAGCACAGAAUGUCGUCUGGAGGUACACAAUCGCCACCUCUUGAAUUUACAGGCUCGCAUAUACCUAUGGGAGUUUCUUGCAUUGAUGGUAGCGUCUCGAAACCGAUGUUGGAUGCAGAGCAACGAAAGAGUGCGUAUCAUUCAGCA
Molecule: messenger RNA, 2079 nt
Organism: Suillus clintonianus
Lineage: Eukaryota; Fungi; Basidiomycota; Agaricomycetes; Boletales; Suillaceae
Product: permease for cytosine/purines, uracil, thiamine, allantoin-domain-containing protein
Exons: 13
Coding region: 197-1840 (547 amino acids)
Biological process (GO): nucleobase transport; transmembrane transport
Cellular component (GO): plasma membrane
Molecular function (GO): nucleobase transmembrane transporter activity
Source: RefSeq, a predicted model, not a curated record